Molecule: messenger RNA, 6029 nt
Organism: Oenanthe melanoleuca
Lineage: Eukaryota; Metazoa; Chordata; Aves; Passeriformes; Muscicapidae
Product: histone H2A-like
Exons: 1
Coding region: 1-390 (129 amino acids)
Cellular component (GO): nucleosome
Molecular function (GO): protein heterodimerization activity; DNA binding; structural constituent of chromatin
Source: RefSeq, a predicted model, not a curated record
AUGUCCGGGCGCGGGAAGCAGGGCGGGAAGGCGCGCGCCAAGGCCAAGUCGCGCUCGUCGCGGGCCGGGCUGCAGUUCCCCGUGGGCCGCGUGCACCGGCUGCUGCGCAAGGGCAACUACGCGGAGCGCGUGGGCGCCGGCGCCCCGGUGUACCUGGCGGCCGUGCUGGAGUACCUGACGGCCGAGAUCCUGGAGCUGGCGGGCAACGCGGCCCGCGACAACAAGAAGACGCGCAUCAUCCCCCGCCACCUGCAGCUCGCCAUCCGCAACGACGAGGAGCUCAACAAGCUGCUGGGCAAGGUGACGAUCGCGCAGGGCGGCGUGCUGCCCAACAUCCAGGCCGUGCUGCUGCCCAAGAAGACCGACAGCCACAAGGCUAAAACCAAGUAAACCCGCAAGUGGCACGUUUACUUUUCUGAAAAAAACCCAAAGGCUCUUUUCAGAGCCACCCACAAGGUCCUAAGAGAGCUGAGUUAUCGAAACAACAGUGACGGCCGUUUAGUAUUUAUUACUCAACCCGUGUUUAAACUUGUCUUUAUUUUUCGUUGGAUAUGGUAGCAAUAUUUUCCAUAUUGUUAACAAAGUCGUGCCAAAAUGCCCUCCUCCCCAUGCAAGUUCUUCUUGGUAUGGGAUAUUUUUCGUCUAGUUCUGAGAGUUUCUGUCUCUUCCCCCCCCUUUUUCGCCUCUCUUCUCCGAGUGGAUGAUACAGUUCCAGAGGUAAGAGGCGUAAUCGUCUGCGGGGAAGGGAGGGGGGAAGGCAGCGGGCCGGGAUUUCCGCUGGCCAAUCCUUGAGCAGGGCGGGCUUUUUCAAUAGUUAAAGCUUUUCCUUUCUCGUCGGGAACAAAAGGAUUGGGAGAGAUCAGGGCUGUUUUUGUGAAAUCCUACCCUCCUCCCCCCUAACAGACAAAGGCAUUUAUGGAGAUACUUUAAGAGAAAAAAUUCAAAAUAUUAGACAUGGCUCAGUAGUAGCGUGCCUGGCAAUUGCAUUAUUUUCUUACAAAAUAUAUCUUCUAAAAAAACAUACAUCCGAUUUUUUAUCAAAUCAUUGUUUCUCGGUAGUCAGAAGUAAUCACUCGGAGGAAAAACAAAAGUCUACACUUCCCUAAAGCCGCCGCGCUCUACCGCGUUCUUUAGUAUAUCUUUCGAUAAUCCUAGGGAACAAAAAACACAAAACACAAUUGACCUCUUGACGACUUACGAAUUGCUGGACCCCUGCUGCAGGUUACGGACGACCCGGGUGCAUCAGCUCCUUUAGGGAAAGUGUGGGUGGCUCUUAAAAGAGCCGUUGGAUAACAAACUAUGUGGAACAAAACUCUUCUGGUGCAAUUUACUUCUUCUUGGGCGCUGCCUUCUUCGCCUUGGCUGCUUUCGGCUUGGCCGCCUUGGGCUUGGCUGCUUUGGGCUUCACCGCUUUUGCCUUAGCCGGGCUCUUCGCUGCCUUUUUGGGGCGCCCUGCCUUGGCGGCUUUCUUGGGGCUCUUCGCUGCCUUCUUGGCCGCUGCUGCCGCCGGCUUCUUCGCCUUCUUGGGGCUCUUCUUCACCGCCGCUGCCUUCUUGGGCUUCUUGGCAGCGCUGGCGGGCUUCUUGGCCGCCGGCUUCUUGGGCUUAGCAGCCGGCGCCCUUUUCUUCGGCGCCUUUUCUUUAACUUCUCCGGGCUUCUUGUUGAGGCGGAAAGAUCCGGAGGCGCCGGUGCCCUUGGUCUGCACCAGGGUGCCCUUGCUGACGAGGCUCUUGAGCCCCAGCUUGAUGCGGCUGUUGUUCUUCUCCACAUCGUAGCCGCCGGCGGCCAGCGCCUUCUUGAGCGCGGCGAGGGAGAGCCCCUUGCGCUCCUUGGAGGCGGACACGGCCUUGGUGAUCAGCUCGGUGACGCUGGGCCCCGCGGGCUUGCGGGCUUUGGAGCCGCUCGCCGCCUUCUUCGGCUUCUUGGCGGCGGCCUUGGCGCCGGGCGCGGGCGCGGCCUCGGCGGCGGCGGGAGCGGUCUCGGACAUCGCGGCUGCUUCCUCGGCGGAGCGGGCGAACACAAUUGGGCUGGCCCGGGUCAGAUGCUCGUAUUUUUAGAGCGGAGCCGCGCCCUGAUUGGUGGGUUGCAGAGCCCGCCCCGCCGCCCGGCCGGGGAGCCCUUCGGUGUGCUCGAUUUGUGUUUCUUUGGACUAACAAAAGUGUGUUUUCCUCGGAAUUUCUGCCACCAAAUCGCCCGGUUUCCCCGGUGAGGGGGGAGAAGAGCAGGUACUUGCGUUCGGGAGAGUUUCCUGCGGCUAACUCGCGAUUUGAGUUAAAGGAGAGGCGAUAAAUCCCGUGUGCUGCUGCUGGAGAGACCUCUGAAGGGAGAAACUUUUGUUUUUCCUUGCAAAUUAAAAAUUUCCUUUUGACAUAAAUGUUACGGCAACAACUCAGUCUUAUUCUUUAGAGGGUUUUCUUGGGGACAAAGUUGAAAUCUGGCGAUUUGAAGCUAUUUUGACAGUUUAAAUUGAUUUUGAAGAGGAGGAAGUAACACAAACUCCUUUUUCAGCUCUGAAUAUGGAUUAAGAACCGGUUCCUUUGACCAUGUGUUUUACCUACUAAAACGCUAAAGUCUAGUGAAAUAGUGUCUCGUACAGCCUCCUAUUCCACUUUUUAUAAAAAUAUAAGCAAUUUGUUAUUAUCUGGAGAUUUAUGAACAUACAGUAGGUUUAUUUUGUCUUCCUGGAUUUUCAGUACAAGGCAGGGAAAGUUGCUCUGCUGCCUUAUGUAGGGUGUUUUCUUUUUGUUUGUUUUCCAUGCGACUUUUUCUAGCAAUUAUUAAAUAAAUCAAGCUGUUUGAUUAUCACGUUCCAUUUUAUUUUGAAGUAUGUAGGCAUUUAAAACCUUAUGUUAGGAAACUGCAGCUUUGCAAAAGAAAGCAAUCUCCUAAACUUCUGUUGUUUAUGGAAAUUAUCUUUGUCCGUGGUAAUUUAAGAUUAGCAAGGAUUAGAAUCGCAGUUUAGUAACCAUUCUCUUCAUUCCCAAAGAAUAUUAUCUUUUUUAAUAUUUUCUCUAAUAGCAGUAGAAUUUUAAACCAUGUUACUGUUUGGAUUUCUUUAUGCGUGUCACAGAAUAUGGCUACACAAAGGUUUAGCUAAAGCCUCUGAAUUCUGGAUCCUCUUCUCUCUCUAAAUAAAACCCACCAAAUUUUUACUUGUGCAUUUUACUUGUGCAGGAAUCACUGAAAUAAGGAAAUACUUUUAUGGCAGGAACUAGAGCACUUUGUGAUAACCUGAGUUUUAACAAGGGGAGAGGUAGGCCAUAGGUCAUUCCUAAAGAACCGGGAAGGAGUCAAUCAAUACUGAUAUCUGCUGGAAUAUGGUGUAAUAUGCUGAACAGAACAGAGCUCUGGAUUAAUAUUUCAUUAAUCUCUAACUGAUUAUGAAAAAAAGUGUAUUAUUCAUUGCCUUUUCUAGUUGUUUAAAAAUAACAAAGACUACAGUACAGCCAUCCCUGUUUGUGUUACUUGAUAAAGCACAUAUAAUGUGAAUGCAGUAUUUAAGUACAUAUUUGCACCUAGAAACUCAGAGUGUAUGAGGAGAUAGUUUUAGGGAAAUGUAAUUCUAUUUUUGUGUCAUGGUUUCAUUUACAAUUGCUAUAUUUUAAAAAUUAGAAUGUAUAUAAGAUGAGAAAUUUAGCUUGCUGUAAAAUUGUGUUUCAGGGAAUGUGAAAUUAUGAAUAAAUGCGGUGAAGGGAAAAAAUUGUGCCCUCCACCCCAUAAUGAUAAAAUACCAUUUAAAAAGUUGCAGUAAAACUGCACCUGAGCUCUGCAAUUAUUUAAUAGGAAAAUAAUUGAGAGAACAGCUAAUCAGGAUGUGACUUUCAAUAUCUUGUUUGGCAAUACUGCGUAGCACAAGGAUACAGGGCUUAAAUGGAGUGGCUGUGGGUGUUUCAAAUAUACCUUCAGAAACUGCCAAAUGAAAGUAAAAUGUUCUAAAGCCUUUACCCUGUAUAUGUACACGUGUGAAUUAACCUUUCCACUGAUUUGACUGCAUAGUGUAAUAAGGUAGGAAUUGCUGGGAAGAAAUGAAAUUUAGCAGUUGCCUGGAGACUUCUUUGCAUAUAGACAGAGAAAAAGCAUAGACUGUGAGUGACAUGUCAGCAAAAUAAAAAAUUCCUUUUUGCUUAUUCAUAUUAUUUUGAACACAUUUAAUUCAGUAGUCUUUACUGAAGGAACUGUGACUAUUCCAGCUCUCAUUUGUGGCUUCACAGAGUCUGCAUUCACAUUUGUUGGUGGCAAAAUUGAGGUGGUUACAACAAUUGGUCACUAUCCCAGUUUUCUGCCUGGCUUUUCUCUCAGCAGUUGCUACCCUUUCCCCAUUUCCAAAAACGUCUGCUAAGUAUAUAUGUGUCAUCUUCAGGUCUCUAGUUGCAAUCUAGUAACUUAAACUGAAGUAACUUCAGAAAUUUAAUGGCAGAGAAGCUAUAAUCUCUCUAAUCUCUCUUUUUUUUUAAUAUAGUUUUAACGCAGAGAUAAACCUACUUUACUGAUGUAGAAUUGCUGCUUUGAACACAUACUCCUUUUUAUGUGAAAGAAAUACAUGUGCAGGAACAAUAUUUUGGAAAGUGAAGGUGUAUUUGGCAGUUUUCAACAAAUAGUUGAAAAAGAAUGAACAGAUGUACUCAGGCAGAGAAAAAAUGUGGAGAAAGAUUACCUAAGAGGUAGAAGUGGAAGUUUUACCUCUAGCUGGGCAAAUGAAGAAGGAAAAUUUUCCUGUUUUAGAAAUAGGAUAUUGUGAAAAAAUAUAAUUGAGAAGACACUACAAGACAUAGACUGUGACAUGCAGUUUGCUUUUCCCAAUGAGACUAGAGUGAAGUAGAAUUAAUUAUUCAAUGAGGGAAGAAAAGUAAUGUCAGGAUCUCCAGAGACACCUCUGGAGAAGGCACCACUGUAAGGUCUGCUUCAUAUGAAUGACUUCAAUCCUUCCCACCUUAUGGGCACCCCAGCAGGCCGAACUGCAUCACAAACCUGCAAUCUGAGCCCUCCCUGCAAGUUGCUUCCCUUCAGAUACCCAAAUCUGCCCAACUUUGCAGUUAAGACCUUAUUAAGACCUCUUGGGAAGCAGGAAGACACAGGAACCACAGGAGCCAAGGGCUGGCACUACACCUGGGAGCUAUCAAACGUUCCCAUCUGCAGUUUAGGACCUGCCAACACUUGUUCCUAAGAAAAUAAGCUGUGGGUUAUAUUUAGGUAUGUCUGCAUCAAGGAGAGGUAGCACAGUGGUUGUUCUCCAGCAGUUUUGUUAGGAGGCAUUAGCAUGAGAGCCAGCCACAGCAAUGUGGCUGCUGGGCUGCUCUGCCUGCUCCAGCUGAGUGCUGAGCUCCUUCCUGCACUCUGGAGGAAGCACAGAGCCCCUCUCCUGGCUCCAAAUGGCGAUUUCCAGAGGGAUUUAGGUGAGAGAUUUACAUGGUGUGCUGCAUUCCCACAUACAUGUUCCACAGGAAAGACAUAAGGGUGCUCCUUGCAACCAUGAUUGCACUCCUAUUAGUGUUACACCCAUGCCUUACUUGCCCUCAGUGACAUCAUCUUUCAUCUGAGUUUCAAAUGUAAUAACACUUGUGUGAUCCAACCAGCCAGCACAGUUUAGCAACUUUUAAAACUUAGCUAAGGAUUUUUAAAGGGAGACCUACCAAACUACAAACUUGUUGCAGCUCAGCAGGACAAGUCUCUGCCUACAUAAUACUAAUGUGUCUGCUGCUGCUGCUGCUGGUAAGGCUUUUAAGUAUACUGAGGUCACACAAGGCCUUUUAAAUUCAGGGAAUGAGUGAGCAUCUAUAUGGAGCAGAGCAAAUAGGGCAGGGCAGCUGAUGACUGUCCCCACAGACUCAGCUUCCUGGAAUGUUGUACACUCCUCCCUGUACCCUUGGUUAAGGGUUGGGGUGCCUGUUGUGUCCUCCCUUUUUGAUUGCCAUGGCAUGUAAUUUGGCAAUUGAGAAUCUGUAGUCUGAAACAUGGAUAUGUCUGUAGUUAAGAGGCACUGGGAAGGAAAUCCUUCCUGGGAAAGCAAAAAAAAAAAAAAAAAAAGAAAA